CUCUCACCCAAUAGUGGAAUCUGAAAACCACAGGCGUCGAGACUUGCCACGAUCAUCGAGGAUAGCCGUGACGUGAUUCGACACUCGGUCGGGAUAAAGGGAACCUUGCUUUUUAUUUUUCUCUAAACAAGCUUGUACGUGACGAUGUUCCUAGUACACCGACCACUCGGCCUCGGAUUGUUCACAAUAACGUUGAUAGCCGUUGUAGUGAGAGCAGACGACAAUGGCUAUGGCGGCGACUCUGGUGCUGAUUCAUUAGGAUACUUUCAUGGAGUAGAUUCAAAACAGAGUCUUAAUGACGUUAGUAACAAGAGGGGAAUGGACUCUUAUAUGUUUUCCAAUGAUCAGGAAAAACAGAAGAUCGAUCCAGUGAUGUUUGGAGCAAGGCUAGGGAAGAGGGGUAUGGACCAGUUCAGAUAUAUUUCCCAGCUAGGGAAGCGGGCCAUGGACCAGUACGGAUUUAUGGGACAACUUGGUAAACGGGCCAUAGACCAGUACGGAUUUAUGGGCCAGCUUGGGAAACGGUUCGGAUAUGCUUACAAGCGUGCUAUGGAUCAUUACGGGUUUGCCCCGGUUCUUGGCAAGAGGGGCCUGGACCAGUUCGCGUACUUGUCGCAGCUCGGGAAAAGAGGGCUCGACCAUUACGGUUUCGGAGCUCGUCUUGGAAAGAGGUCAAUCGAUUCGUUCGGAUACGCGGCUCAGUUGGGCAAGCGAGGAUUAGAUCAUUACGGAUUUGCCGGACAAUUAGGCAAAAAGUCUGCAGAUAAAUUCGGAUUUGCUGCUCAGCUGGGCAAAAAAUCAGCGGACCACUUCGGAUUUGCCCCUCAACUUGGCAAAAAAUCGGCUGAUCAUUUCGGAUUUGCCCCACAACUUGGCAAAAAAUCAGCGGACCAUUUUGGAUUCGCCCCUCAACUUGGCAAAAAAUCUGCAGAUUCGUUCGGAUUCGCACCACAACUUGGCAAGAAAUCUGCGGAUCAUUUCGGAUUUGCCCCUCAACUUGGCAAAAAAUCUGCGGAUUCGUUCGGAUUUGCCCCUCAACUUGGCAAAAAAUCUGCGGAUUCGUUCGGAUUUGCCCCACAACUUGGCAAGAAAUCCGCGGACCACUUCGGAUUUGCCCCACAACUUGGCAAAAAAUCCGCGGACCAUUUCGGAUUUGCCCCACAACUUGGCAAAAAAUCUGCAGAUACGUUCGGAUUCGCCCCUCAACUUGGCAAAAAAUCUGCGGAUCACUUCGGAUUUGCACCACAAUUAGGGAAAAAGUCCGCUGAUCAUUUUGGAUUUGCACCACAACUCGGCAAAAAAUCUGCAGAUACGUUCGGAUUCGCCCCACAGCUAGGAAAAAAGUCUGGUGACAAAUUUGGAUUUGCCCCACAGCUUGGCAAAAAAUCAGCGGAUAAAUUUGGAUUUGGCGCGCAGCUGGGUAAAAAGUCUACAGAUAUGUAUGGGUUCGCUCCACAACUGGGCAAAAGAGGAUUGGACAACUUCGGCUAUGCAGCCCAGCUAGGGAAGAGGUCUGUCAACUGACGCAGAUAUGAAUCAACCUGGAUGACAUGAGCUCAGAACUCAGUUCGUCCGUGCUGUUACGCUUAGUCUAUCGACAGUACAGAACACAGUGGCAACUUUGUCAAUCACAACCUCUACAUUGGCGGGCCUCGAACCUGCAGCAUCAGUCAUCAUCGUAAUACACAGCCGGCGACCUGGACAUUUCUACUACGUAAAGUAGUGGUGAUAUCAUCGCUCCCUGUAGUACACCAUCCAUACAUUAUUUCAAAACAUUGACAGAAUUUCUCUCAACGCUGAGUGAAUAUUACUCUGGUUGCUCGUCUUUGACUGUCUUUAAAACAUAAUGUUUUUAAACAUUCGUGUUUCCUUGUUUGUUUUAUAUUUUAGUAUGAAAUGAAAAUCUGAGACGCUAUUUUCUGAUAUAUUUGAUGGGUUAUUUAUCUGGAUUAAAGAUCCCUGUAAAAAUAUAACGACGAAACAGUUAUCUUGGUCAAGGCCGUAUUUCUACACAGUACAGAGUCGAAGGAAAGUUAAGAGAUUAUGGCAAGCCAUGGCUCAAAAGGUAUUUAAACAAAAUUGUGAAAUAAAUGAAAAAGCAAUGUUAAAAAACGCAAUAUCAACAAGAAAGGAGUCAAUUUUUGUUAUAAACCAGUCUAUCCUUUGUGUUUUAUCACUUCAUGUGUGUACUUGUUUGAAAGCCAAUAGCCGAUGAAUUCUUUGAUUAAUCCUAUGUAUUUUUUUUUUAAUUCGUGUCAUCCUGCUAAAACUGCCUUAUUUCUUGUCUCACGCUCUGCGGUCUGGAUUUAACUCAAUAACAGAGAGCUCCAAUGAGGUGCGAUGGGUCUAAGGAUCGACCCCCUUCGGCGAACCCAUUUUUGGAUUUUUCCCAUUCCAGACAGCGCUUCACGACUACUAUGUGAAAGUUGAUAAUAUGUGCUACUCUAUAUGUGUCAACGUGGAUGUAUCACAUCCCUGGCCGCUGUUGGAUAGUAGUAGCCUAUGUGGCGGCAACGGCUUUCCGCUCUCCCUCUUUAAACCAAGAGUGGCAGCCAUUACAUAUUAGACAUAUAAUAGCCGUAUUUUAAAACGGGCUGUUGAGUUAAUAAACAGACAUUUCUUUCCGUUCGUUUUCUUCUUUAUGGACUGCCAAGUACUAGACCGGCAGUACUCGACACCUUUAGAUCACCGACAUUAUGCGUUUAUCAGAUCCGCCGUGAGCGCUGUUUUUCGCUCUCUCCAAAGUAAUAUAUAUCGUGAGACUGACCGCCCGCCUAGAAAGUUAUGACUGUCGAGUUCGCCUUGUGUUUCAUUAAAUUUACGGAGUAAAAUCAAUUGCUUC
This is a messenger RNA of Gigantopelta aegis, 2842 nucleotides long. Its product is annotated as buccalin-like. The transcript has 3 exons. Lineage: Eukaryota; Metazoa; Mollusca; Gastropoda; Neomphalida; Peltospiridae. Bases 145 to 1524 code for a protein of 459 amino acids. The record is from RefSeq and is a predicted model, not a curated record.